This is a messenger RNA of Aspergillus pseudotamarii, 1647 nucleotides long. RefSeq names its product Zn(II)2Cys6 transcription factor domain-containing protein. The coding region runs from base 1 to 1647 and encodes 548 amino acids. The record is from RefSeq and is a predicted model, not a curated record. Gene Ontology annotation, biological process: regulation of DNA-templated transcription. Lineage: Eukaryota; Fungi; Ascomycota; Eurotiomycetes; Eurotiales; Aspergillaceae. The transcript has a single exon. Gene Ontology annotation, molecular function: zinc ion binding; DNA-binding transcription factor activity, RNA polymerase II-specific.
AUGCCGCCUCAUGUAGGAGUCAUUGUUAAUCCGUCUGCGCGCCGCGUUGCCUGCGACCAGUGUCAUGCUCAAAAGUUGCGUUGUACAAAACUAGAAAAUUGCACUGUGUGUAUUCGAUGUCAGCGUCUGAACCGCCAGUGUAUCUGGAGUCCUCCAUCGCGGAGCGGCCGCCCAGCAAAGACUACUGCCGGGGAAACGCUGGUCAGGCGUAGUAAUGCGCGGGAGAAGCGUCGCAAACGAUCGUUAAGUGCUCUAGAAAUGACACCAGAAGAGGAUGGUCAUCCGGACAGUGCGCGAGAGCAUGUUCGUUCCAGCUCUGUCAGUACUCUCGCUCAUACCGACCACAACAACCGUCCUCAGCCCACCCUCCUGGCUGUCGGGAUAUCAGAGGUACCGCCAUCAGGGCCUCCAUCCAUUACAGACUGGAACAUGUCCGAUAUUUUCAGCUUUUCAAGUCCGCGUGAUAGCUCGCGGGAGAACCUACUAUUCCCCUCUUUGUGGACUCCAGACAGCGUACCUCCGAUGCCCAAUUUGGCCGACUAUUUCCAAUUGCCCGCCAAUGGAUUAGGAGGGCUGGGGACUCAACCCAGAAUCCCGGACGAUAGAAGCGCACCCUCGGGAUUGGACUCUCUGCAGGACAUCACCCGAGAGCUCUCCAACGUCAACCUGUCGCUAUUCGACCUCGAGCAAUCUCUUCACGCCGAGCCAUGGGGUCCGAUGUUUGCGUCACCAACCGCUGUGAUCACUAAACUAAGCACCUGUAGCGGUGACCAGCCGGACGACACGCUCGCCCAUGGGUAUCCAUUGAUCGACACAUUUAAGAAAACACAGCGCUUUAUCGACAUGGCAAAGCAAACGCGCGUUUAUUUCGCCUCACUGCCCACCCCACCACCUGCGUCAACGUCGACCUCGUCCUCCACCGGUCGUCCCUCUUCCAUAGGUCAAGCACCAUCAUGGCGCCCGUCGCACGUCUUGCACCCCGAUAGCGACACCUCCAGCCAGGGAUCAUCUCCUUUCUCCCCGCCGCGUGACAUGCCUCCGCCGUACUCUACGGCUUCUUCUAGCACGACGCGAGGAGACCGUCCGGGCCGCACAGAAGGCUGCGAUUUACCUACCGCCCUUCUCUUUACCACUGGCUACGCGCGGAUUCUCGAACUUUACAUGACCGUCUUGACACAGAUGUCGCAUUUCGUCCACGCACUCUCCGUGCAAUCGAUGGCGGGGGGCCCGGACUAUCGCCAAAGGAUGCACCCCGUUAUCCCACCGUUGCAGUGGGGUGGAUUCCAGCCCACCAACUACGGUGCCCUGCAGAUAUUAAUGGCCAUCCAGGUGAUUUCCUACCUGCUCACCGAGGUUGAACGGGCCCUCGGUGUCGACGAAUGGGAAUACGAGCUGACUCGCGAGCGACCCCGGUCUGAGGAGAGUAGAUCCUACUUAUUUACUCAGAUGCAUGGGGAGUCCCGUCGAAGGGAUUCGGUAGUCGGCGAAGGGGACCGAGCUGGAGCUAGUAGAGGAUUAAUCAGCCCUGCCAUGAUUGAGCUUGUGGUCCAAGGGGAGGGGCCAGGAAACCGCCGGGGAAAGGUUGGGCUGUUGCGGAGAAAACUCCGACAACUGAAGAAGGAGCUAGAGAAGAGCAUGCAUAUUUAG